UUGAAACUUAAAAAAUGGCGAAGACGGACCCAAACAGAUCCUUGAAAGAAAAGCUCCAGGACCACUACAACAGUCGGAAUUUCCAAGCCAAGGACUCCACCAUAACCCGUUUCGCCGUGUCCUUCGUGUGGGUCAACACACUGACCCUGGUGCUCGAGGGUCUGCUCGUGCUCAUCCCCUCCCACCACCUCGUCCAGGACGGGCGGGCGUGCUCCAACAGCAGCUGCACCAGCUACAGGUGCGCUCAGGCGGUCACCCUCUGGCUGUUUGCUCAAACUGCCUGGCACUGGUUUUGUCUGAGGGACGGGAGCCGUAAUGUGGUGACUCGGGGCGUCAGUGGGAGUCAUAAGCACGUCGUUAAAACAGAUUGGAAGUGGUGCUCACGUUGUAACCAAGACGCCCCGCCCCGGUCCCACCACUGCACCCUGUGUGAGCACUGCGUGCUGAGACGGGACCACCACUGCUAUUUCUCCGGGUCCUGUGUCGGCCAUUACAACCAGAGGCACUUUGUUCUGUUUCUCCUCUACGUCAUCUGCGCCUGUAGCUACGCUGUCUACAUGCAGAGUAGUUAUUUGAGCAAGCAGGAGAACCUGACCUAUUUCAUCCCCCUGGUGGCCAUGUGGAAGACGGUCACCGGACAGGCACCCAAGCUUUACUUCUGCAUCCUGGUCCACAUGUACCUCAGCACCGUCUCGCUGUUCGCCUCCGUGGGGUUCAUCAGCUGCCAGACGUACAUCAUACUCAAAGGGCAGACGUCUUACGAGGCAUCCAGAGGGAUAACACUCUACCAAAAGCGAACUGUGUACGACAAUUUCAAGACCGUUUUCGGAACGCCGUUGCAGUUUGUGCUAACGUUGUUCCUGCCUGUGAGACCGCAUCUCGCAGACGACUAAACAGACGAGAGUGUUUAUGUUUAAGUUUCAGCUUUAAUUGAUGACAGGCGUGUUUGUUUUUAUACCGAGAUGGGUUAAG
Physella acuta is the source of this 972-nucleotide messenger RNA. Its product is annotated as palmitoyltransferase ZDHHC22-like. Lineage: Eukaryota; Metazoa; Mollusca; Gastropoda; Physidae. The record is from RefSeq and is a predicted model, not a curated record. Gene Ontology annotation, molecular function: palmitoyltransferase activity.